Molecule: messenger RNA, 456 nt
Organism: Protopolystoma xenopodis
Lineage: Eukaryota; Metazoa; Platyhelminthes; Monogenea; Polystomatidea; Polystomatidae
Source: the annotation of a GenBank genome assembly
AUGUCGAAACCCAGACUUGUUCUAAACUUCGAGCCUGGAGGUACACCGACUGAGCAGGCGACGGAGAAACGGAAGAACAGCGAUCCGGCAAGGGAGUUAUGGCGAAGCAGAUCUGGGGACCAGGUCUUUGAAUAUUCACAUGCACUCCGCCUCGAAGGCCAGUCAGAACGAUGCUGGUCGUGGUUACAGACGGUUUGGCCAUCAAUUUUCUCGCUCUUACCGCAAAUUCGCUGUGGCGUUGAUGUGAAUGGGCUUCAUGGAGUCCUGGGUUCGAGCGCCAUAGCCCCUAUGGCACACCGUAGGGGGACACGGAGACGUCUGCCUCAAUUCUGGCUUAUCACAGAAAAUGAAAGGCCCAAACGCACAAACGUAGUCCCGAUUCGGAUAGUCAAACGACCUGGUUGGGCCAAAUUAGGCAAGAUUUCGCCUCCUAAAUCCGUAACUCCGGAGUGGUGA